CAGCUGAGUACAGUGCGGAAUCGCAGCCUUUAAUUUUUCUCAUCUGACAUUUUCUUACUGCUGGAAUCGUUAGGAUCUUCCCAGAGGAGGUUUCCACGUCGAAGAUAUCACGUCGAAAGUCCAUAGUCGAUAUUGCUCCUGAUGUACAAGAAUCGAUAUGAGAAUAGUGAUUGCGCAUGGUUGUUCAAUUAAAGCUACCUUCACCAUCAUGCACUUGGAUAUGAAGUCAGUUUACACUGUAUGGAUCGAUGGACUGAAUUUUCAUCUAUAGUACAGUCUGCCUUGGGGAUGCGCUGUUACGUGGACAAACAAUUUAUUUUUUCUUUCUUUUUAUCUCUUAUACAUAUUAGCUCAGCCAGGGUGCUAGAUCGAAAUUUCAUUUGGCCAGACACGCUUUUGUGGUAAAAAUAAAUGAAGUGGGUUGCAACUACCCUCUGCUGUACGUGCGGGCAUUCGUAUUUACCGUACAAGUAUGUCGGAUGCACUUUGGCACUUGGGGAAUUUUUUUUUGAAAUACUAAGGGUGCUGCCAUGCCAUUAUGAAAGGGUGAAAUAUACUGUCCGGGAUACGUCGAGGCGCGCUGGAACUUUAUGGAGACGUCAGGCGUCGCGACGGGGACGCCAACAGGACGCGUGCUCAUUUCAGUAAAAUUAGAGAAAAUAACGUGACUGCGUCAUACCGGCAGACACUCGAAUGAACUCCGGGGAAAAUUCGUUACGUGCCAUGGCAUCUUGAGAGACCGAAGGACCAAGAAAAUAACAUCACCUUAAUGAACAUCUGGACGGCUAUCCGGGAUCCGGAAGAUUUUCAAGAAAAUAAUGAACAGACGAAGCUAUUGCGCAAAUAUCAAUCGCAUCAAGGAUUCCCUUCUUCAAUGGAUUUGCGAAAAACACGCGACCAACAGUCCUCUCGAUCGGGAUCUUCUUAGACAGAGAGCAAUUGAUCUGGCUGAUCAUUUUGGAGUGAAGAAUUUCAAGUGCUCCAAUAUUUGGCUGACUGUUUUCUUAAAGAAAUAUGGCUUCUCCGCGACUCUGACAAACUGCUGUGGACCCACCUUCACGGAUUACAGGAAAUGGGUGGACCUAUUGAGAUCAUUGAUAACCCAAUAUAGAUACAAGGAUCUUUUUCACGUUGACGAGAUGAUCAUGUACGUCAAUGUAUCCCCUGGGAUGCUUCCUGCUCGUGGCGAUGCUGUCAUGGACCUAAAUAAGAAGGACAAGAUGGCCGUGCUCAUGUGCUGCAAUUCAUCCGGAACGGAAAAGAUGGCACUAUUGAUUUCCGGUGGAUGGAAGAGCUCGAUAAUAAAGGAAGAUUAUCGUUACCGUUACGACGAAGGCUCGACGAUAAGCAUGGAAUCUUUUAGCGAUUGGUUGUCACAGCUGAAUGACAGAAUGAUCCUGACCAAACGGAAGAUCCUUUUGCUGAUGCAGAGAAGCAGGAUACACAUUUUGAAGGAUCUUCAGUUGAGCAACGUCAACUUGAUAUUCUUUCCGAGGGACUUUCCCACGAAUUUACGUCCAUUGAGAAGAGACAUAUUUCAUUACGUCAAGAUGAUCUACAGAAGAAAUUAUGUUCGUCAUCUUGAGAAUAAUGACUUGAUGAAUUUAAGUGUCGACGAUGUACUUGAAAAUAUUGCGCAUGCGUGGAAGAGCGUUCCCAAGGAUUUAAUAGUGUCCAGUUUUCAAAGAACUUCGUUCAGAUCGGAUGACUGUCGCUUAAAUAUUGAUUACGAGGAAUGGAAUAAGCUGAACUUGAGUAUUUCGUUCAAGAAAUUUGUCACUUUUGAUGAUUCGCUUUCGGAUGAUUCCGUUGAAUUGUUUACCACUCCCAGAAGUGGAUGCAGCCACGUUCCAAUAACCAGUUAUGAAGAAACGAUAGAUUUAGAUUACUCGGAGGACAAGUCUGUCGUUGAAGAUAAUGCUGAUAGCAAUUUAGAUAAAGAUUGUAACGAUCUAAACACCCUUAGCAUAUCCACCAGCGAGGAUAGUUUAUCUGACAUGGAAAAUUGCAGUGACAUGAAGGAGAAGGAAAGGGAAGAAGAAAAAGAUACAAAUUCCACAAACAAAAAUCCAACAAUCAUCUCAAUACAGUCAUCAAAUAAAACUCAAAAUGCUUUUGAGGAUCCAUCACGCAUGAAUUUACCAAAUUUAUCAAAUUUUUUGGAAAACACUCACUUUCAUAAACUCAAUAAUUCUUGUGAAAUCGUUCCAGGAUUAUCCGGCAAUCCAGUAGAUCUCCAAGUGACUCCUGAGGAUGUCAAGAUUAACGAUAUACGAGGAGAGGAAAUCGAUUUUAUCAGUAACAAUUCUAAGGACAUUCCGCACGGUGCCGAAUGUCCUAAAAUCAGUGAAGAUCGUUCAUCUUCGAAAAGAAAGCAAAUUGGACCGUGCCAGGAGGAUGAAGCUACCGACGUGGAAGGACCUAUCGAUAAGCGAGCGAAAACGGACGACAGCUGCUCCCGAUUCUGCGAAAGAACCUUUGCCUUUCCCCCGAUCAAGCUGGACACUGUACCUAACCCAAGCUUAGGCAUAAUGGACGAGGUAAACGUGAUAGAGUGCACCGUUAAGCAGUCGACUAGUCCUGGACCCACGAAAACGAGUCCUAAUAUGGAUCCUGAGGGAAGAAGGUAUAUCCUCACGAUAAGCGACAGUUCCAGGAGUCAAUCGGAUUCUUCGAAAGAUUAACGAAGAGAAAAAAAGAUUCUCAAUCUCCAAAAUUAACCUAUCAAGAACAGUCCCUGAUCGAAUAAUUAUUUUCAAAAUAUCUUGACUGUACAUAGAAUUGAAAAUAAUUAUUUUACAUUUUUUUUAUAAUAAAAAUACUUUCAUCAUUCGAUUAAAAUUUCUCGAGAGAGAGAGAGAGAGAGAUCGUUAUCUUUAUUUAUUCUAAAGCUUAAAGUAGGUCGUACAUAAACACCUUGGGUGUUAUGCAACCCAAGGAUGCUGUGCUGAUCUAGUCUAGUCUUGAGUAAUGCGAAUUGGAUACCGCAGCAUGGACCAUAUAGAAUAGAAGCAAUGUACAUACCUGGUAAUCCUGUAGAAAUGUAUGUGCAAGUGAUGCUGUAUGAUUUACAGAUAGUGGCUCUUGUUCGAAAUGCACUUUAACGUGCGGGAUGGAAAUUAUUUAUGGUUGUAUCGUCACAGCAAAAAUAUACGUAUCGAUACCACGUGAGAUAUUUUUCAAUAAUUCCACACAACUUACUAUUCUGUAUUAGUAUUCAAAAAAGAAGUAAUGACAAUGGGUAAACAAAAAUUGACAGUAUAUUCAAAAUCUGUCUUGAUGUCAAAUUACUUCAUAUACAAUAUACAGUCUUUUGAUCAACUUUGAUUCUUUGACCUUUGCCUGAGGGAUCGAUAUACAUAUAUGUAUUCAGCCUUAUAUGCAUUAUUCUGCGUGUUAUGAUUUUAUUAAUUAUUCAUGAACGUAAUAUCGAGAAAAACAAGAGUUUAUUCCAAGCUGCUAGAAAAUGUUGGGGUUGUGUUUCGAUAUAUAUACAUAUAUUAUAUAAUAUUCCAGUAAAAUAUUAAUACGUCCAAUAUACCUCGAGGUCCAGUAGAUUUCAUAUAUGAUAUAUCGCCAAUAUAUCACGGUCCAGUUAAUAUAUACUGUUUGUAAUAAACACAUUAUAUUCGACGAUAACGUAUUAUCAAUAUUAUUCAUUAGUGUCAGAAUUCAUUGGCCUAAUCAAACACGUAACGAAUGCUGAUAAGAAAGCUCCUUGUUUCAGUAAAUCUUUCCAAAUGUUAUUAAAAAAAUAAUUUGUCGAUACAAGAUGAAGGAUUUUUCACUAUGAGCUACGUAGUAUCUGUUUCGAAUGGAUUGGUAUGUUUACGCGAAUUGAUAAUGCACCGCGUCUAGAACAAUGGCGAAUGCACAAUUGACUAUCACAAUGUAUAAUCUGGGGGAAGUUUAGAAUAGGAAUGUAUAGGUAUGAUAGCAAGCAAUUUGUCAUAUGCCAAUGAGGCCGGUGGUUGACAGGAGUAGAAUUAUGCGAAUGACAUAUACAACCCUUUAGGUUGGUUCAAUUGGUGACCAUUGAAAUUAUCUAAUGCAUUCAUCGCAGUCAGAUCGAUGACAACAAGAGAAGAUGGAUCGUAAAGAAUUCGAUAAAAGAAAUGUGGCAGAUAGACAUUCGGAGGAUUUAUCUGAAAUUUAAUAAAGUUCAGUUCUGAUUAAAGGACACAACUUUAAUUAAAGUGUCAAGGAUUGACUGAAGGUAAGGGAGUAAAAAAGGGCCACUCUGGUAACGGUCAAACUUGAAUUCCAACUACGCGUACGUAGACGUGAGCAUAUUGGAAAAUCCGAAAACUAUAAACGUUAAGCUGUAUACGCAUGAAAAAACAUAUAUUUACGGUACGUAGGUAGUUUUAGGAAAGUACAUACGAUUAUCGUUUUCCAAUUUUAACGGUAUUUACCGCCUUCGAUACGUAGCUUGUAUUAUUUAUGAGAAUCGAUUGCUGUUCUUAUGAAAAAUUAUCUUUACGAUACUUGCACACUGUCCUUGGUAUGAAUUCGCGUCUUCUCUUUUGGUGGCAGGGAAAUAGAAGAUAUUUAUGGGUUCUGUUCUCGUACUUCUGGAUCGAUAUAGGUUUUGGAUUCACCGGAAACUUAGGCAUUUGUGCUACUCCAAUCUGAU
Messenger RNA from Cephus cinctus (wheat stem sawfly), 4636 nucleotides. RefSeq names its product tigger transposable element-derived protein 6. Gene Ontology annotation, molecular function: nucleic acid binding. The transcript is spliced from 6 exons. The coding region runs from base 819 to 2684 and encodes 621 amino acids. NCBI's taxonomy places the organism in Eukaryota, Metazoa, Arthropoda, Insecta, Hymenoptera, Cephidae. The record is from RefSeq and is a predicted model, not a curated record.